GUUUGUCCGAACAAAAAUCAUGAGACAAAAUGCGCCUUCCCAAAUUUUCACGUAAGGUUACUGGUCUUGCCCGAAUGUAUGACGUCAAUGCCGCCUGGACGGAGCUAAGUGUCCGUACAGUCCGAAAUUCAUCGUCAUCAUAUAAUUCACAUUGUAUUAACGUGAUUUGUUUCAAUUUUACUUGACAACUUUUUUGCAAUCCGAAUUCAUACAUUGUUUUCAAUGUUCAAGUCAAGAUCUCAAAAUUGAGACCAGUAAAACAAUAUUCGUCUUUACACGCUUCUAUUGAACUGUAAGGGGUAUGUCGCCGUCGAUAUUUCAAACACCAAUCACUUACACGCCAAAAUGGAGACCGAAAAAUCCCAAGAUGCAGGAAAUCGACGGCAAAAACCAGGUCGAAGUCCACCACGCACGUUCAGGGAACGUUUAUUCCACGCGCUGCCAGAUUAUGUCGGCCCGUACAGCGUAGGCGUGAUGGAGAUAGAGAUGCCGGUACGCGAGCCGCGGACGUUUUCACGCAUCAAGCGUAAUCAUAUGCAUGCGUUGCGGAUGGAUACAGUCCUCUUCACUAUUUUCUACCCCUGCGAUGCUUCGUCUUACGUACCCGACAAGGGCAAGAUGCCAUCUAAAGCCACGUGGUUACCGAGGCCGCGCGCCUUGACCAGUAAGGGCUACGCGAAAUUCUUCAGUGUGCCGCAUUUGCCUGUUACCGCAUAUAUUGCGGCUACGACCAUGUUUACCAAGCUUCCGGCUUUCCGGAAUGCCAAGCUGGCUGGUUACUACGCCGACGCGUCGCCUCCUUCGUCUUCUAGUGCUCACAGUCAAGACACAUUGACGGAAAGGAGUGAAGGAAAACCCAGGUUUCCAGUUAUCCUCUUUAGCCAUGGGUUAGGUGGCUCCCGAACGUGUUAUAGCGCGGUAUGCGGAGAGUUAGCUAGUAACGGUUUCAUUGUCGUUGCGAUGGAACAUCGAGAUGGCAGUGGUGCGCGUUCCUAUGUCAAUAUUCCGCCGAGUGGGAAGUUGGCCUCCGAUCUAAAGCUCGACGAUCCGAACCCAAAACGUUAUUACAAGGUUGAUUACAUCUUCCCCGAGGACAAUGCCCAAGAUACGUCUCCGCAUAAUGCUCGAGGUGUAGACACCGAGCUUAGGCACGCUCAGAUCGAAAUGCGCAUGUCUGAGAUCGAAGAGGCCUAUCAUGUUCUAGAACUUCUUAAUAAUGGGCAAGGUGAUCGGAUACAUGAGAAUAAUCUGAGAAAGAAGGGCAAUGCAGGAUCGAGCUCUAAGGGGUUAGAAGGCGUUGACUGGUCUGCUUGGAAAGGUAGACUCUUUCUAGGAAAUAUCACAGCGAUGGGACAUUCUUUCGGUGGGGCAACAACAGUCGAGAUUGUUCGUCAGAGUGACCGCUUCCCCUAUAUUAGUCAAGGCAUCUUACUAGACACGUGGGGACAAGCAACACCAAAACCAGGAGAAAUCACUCACCAAUCGCUACAGAAACCUCUUCUAGCUAUCAACUCCGAAGCAUUCAUGCAUUGGCCGGAAAACUUUGAGAGGUUAAGCGAUAUUGCCAGAGAAGCGAAGGACGGGGGUGCUUUUUGCUGGAUGAUGACUAUCAAGGGUUCUACUCAUUUAUCCCAAACUGAUUUUGCUAUAUUGUAUCCGCGAUGGAUGUCGAUAUUCAUGAAAACAGUGGUCAAUCCUAGACGAGCAGUGUACCUAACUGUAAAUUCCUCCUUAGAAUUCCUAAGUCGAGUACUACCUCCCGAGUCUAUUGCAGGCAAUGCUUGGGUGAAUGAAGGGAUCCUUCAAACUAGAGCGCUUAUCGCGGAUGAGCUGCCACUCGGACACCGACCUGACAAUAAAUGGAUGGCUUCUCGUCUUAGGAUACCCAACGAGUUAUGGAUUCGAACUACCCACUGGUUUCAACCAAGAUCCAAGACGUCAAUGGUGGCUACUGACGUAAAAGGGAGACCACUGAUAAGUUUGGCAAAUUAUGCACCCGGAAGUGAGGUUUGGAUGCAUGUUAGUCCAAUUCGGGAAGAGCCGUAACAUGCGAUUUGAU
Molecule: messenger RNA, 2059 nt
Organism: Annulohypoxylon maeteangense
Lineage: Eukaryota; Fungi; Ascomycota; Sordariomycetes; Xylariales; Hypoxylaceae
Product: platelet-activating factor acetylhydrolase, isoform II-domain-containing protein
Exons: 1
Coding region: 346-2046 (566 amino acids)
Molecular function (GO): 1-alkyl-2-acetylglycerophosphocholine esterase activity
Source: RefSeq, a predicted model, not a curated record